This is a messenger RNA of Brassica napus (rape), 900 nucleotides long. RefSeq lists its product as uncharacterized. The record is from RefSeq and is a predicted model, not a curated record. Lineage: Eukaryota; Viridiplantae; Streptophyta; Magnoliopsida; Brassicales; Brassicaceae. The transcript has a single exon. Bases 1 to 900 code for a protein of 299 amino acids.
AUGUUACAGCUGAAGCAAGACCUGUCGCUGUUUCUCCGAUGCAACGUUGGUAAUGGGACCAAAGCGUUGUUCUGGUACGACUAUUGGACUAAGUUAGGUCCUUUAAUCCUCCUCUUAGGUUCAUCCGGGCCAAGAUCUCUUAGGAUUCCUCUCUCAGCCACAGUCUCUCAAGCUGUUCGUAACGGUCACUGGAACCUGCCUCCGGCGCGCUCUGAAAAUGCUCUGACCCUUCAGAUUAUUCUAUCUACUAUGUCGGUUCCAUCUGCAACUAGCACCGAUGACGUGUAUUUGUGGAGGCAAGGUACUGGUGGUUUUGGUCCAUCUUUCUCAUCGAGGGUUACUUGGGAGAGAAUCCGUGUUCCUAACCCCCCAGUUGAUUGGCACAAGGUGGUUUGGUUUAAGGACGAAGUUCCUCGGUAUUCCUUUAUCACUUGGACUGCUUUCCUUGGUAGAUUACCAACCCGAGAUCGUCUAAUCUCUUGGGGACUUCAAGUUCCGCCAGGUUGUGUCCUUUGCUCUCUGGCUGAUGAGUCUAUUAGUCAUUUAUUCUUCGAUUGUUCUUUUGUGGUUGCUACUUGGAGUCGUUUUUGUGGCAGGUACAUGGCGUCUCCACCGGCAUCACUAGCUGCAGUUGUUAGCUUAUGUCAGAACCUCCAGGGCCCUCAUGCUCCGCGCGCAGUAGCGGUUUUGAAGCUCCUCAACCAGGUCGUCAUCUACUCCCUUUGGCGUGAGCGGAAUGCUCGUAUCUUCAAAGGCGUCUCGACAUCUCAGGAAGCUACUUUCAGGGUGGUCGAUCGAGCAAUGCAUGAUAGGCUCCUAUCUGUGCCUACGACCGCAGCGUCUGCUCGCUAUCCUUCUCUUCUUGAGCUCUAUUUCUGCUUUAUCUCUCCUUAUAGUUAA